Molecule: messenger RNA, 3349 nt
Organism: Leptopilina heterotoma
Lineage: Eukaryota; Metazoa; Arthropoda; Insecta; Hymenoptera; Figitidae
Product: serine/arginine repetitive matrix protein 1-like
Exons: 8
Coding region: 277-2955 (892 amino acids)
Source: RefSeq, a predicted model, not a curated record
AAUUGAUAAGUGAGAGAUCCCAUCUAAGUAUUGCGAAUACAAUUUUGGAUCUGACAAACUGUAAAAUUUUCAGAAUAUAAUAAUAUAUUAUAUUAUAUUAAUGUUUGAUAAAUAAUAAAAAUGGGUAAUUUACUGUAAAUAUGUUGUAUACAUAAGUCUGUAUAUAUUUUCGUAAAGUUCGUGUGUGCUGAAAAAUGUCAAAGUAAUUCAUGCAUUUCUAAGAACACGGUGCUUAUAAACAAGAACAACGUUUACCAAAUUUUAAGCAAACAUAUCAUGGAUUAUCAUAAAAAGACAGUAUCGGCACCAUCCCACAAAUGUAAAAAUGAAGAUGAUGAAGAUGACUUGGAGGCUCUGAGACUUGCUGCUUUACAAACAUUACGCGUUAAAGAUACAUUGCAGAAGAAACGUCACUCUCCUCAUCAAAGUCAUGGUGGAGCUUUUCAAGGGACACAGUCACUGCGUUCUUAUUAUAAACAGGCAAGAGAUCAUUUUCAUCACAGACAACAGAGGCAGAAUGGAGUCAGACAUAAUUACUUCCCUAAAAAUACUUACCGCAAUCCGAAUUUGAUAGAAAUUGUUCCACAAGGAGAAGUAAAUGCGACAUCUGUUUCAAAGGAAAAUAUUGACACAGGAGUUAAUCAAACUUCUUCAGAUGGAUCAAAAUUUCAAAGAUAUGACGAUAAUGCAAGUGGCUCAGAGGAUGACGAAGUGAAGGAUAUUGAUGUUAAAGUAGAAGUGAAAGCAGAAGAAAUAGAAUCCACUGAAGUUGAUGAGAAUGUAGCGGAUAGGGAAAGUGAAAGUGGUCUUAACGAAUGUUUGUCAGAAAGAACUGCCGAGGAAGCAGAUGAAGAUCGACUUCUCAACGACGAUGAUGACGAUGUUCUUCUUAUGGCCGAUUUAGAAGAAGAAGACAGUCUCGAGCGUCUAAUGGAUGAAAUGGAGAGGGAAAUAAAGGACGACAAAAUAGAAAUAACGGAGAAGAAAGUGACGAAGAAAGAAAAAGUUGCACUGAAAAAAGUACGAGAUGAUUCUCGUAAACUUGAAACUAAAGUAAAGUUGAAAGUUGAAGUACCUAAAGUUAAAGAGGAAGUUGUCAAGGAAAAGGUGGACAUUCCUGUUGCUCCCAAAGCUGCUAAACCUGAAGUAAAAGAAGUUGUUGCUAAACCCGAACCAAGACCUCUUUCUCCUCGAACAACAAAUAUUAGGAGACGAUCUGUUUCUCCUAAGCCUCGACCUUGGAGAAAAGUAUCGCCUCGCAGAUCACCGAGAAGAUCACCUUUACGAUUAUUAAAAAAGCCGUUGAGAGAAAUUUCCAGGUAUAGAUCACCGAGAAAAUCUCCAACAAGAUAUUCACCUCGAUCUCCAAAAAUUUCCCCUCGUCAAAAGUCUCCUAGAAAUUCACCUCAGAGAUCUCCUGAUAGAAGAUCUCCGCUAAUGUCUAGAGCGAUGUCUCCUAGGAAUAGGUCUCCAAGACCCACUCGAUCACUCUCUCGAUCACCGAGAAUGUGGUCCAGAUCUUCAAGGUCGCGAUCAAGAACGCCAAGACGAUUAUCGCCUAGAAGAUUACGAUCUCCCAGGUAUUCACCUCACAGAUACUCUCCGAGACCGAAAAUUAGAGUUUCACGAUCCAGAAGUCCCCGAUCGCCACGAAGAAGAAUUUCACGGUCCAGGAGUCCUCGAUCUCCCAGGAGAGGAUCUCCUCGACUCAGAUCACCGAGAAUGUCUCCAAGAAGGCUCUCCCCACGUUAUCGUUCACCAAGAGGAUCUCCACGACGAUCUCCUUGGUCCUCCCCGAGAAGAUCGCCUCGUUUGUCACCCAAAAGGCUUAAAUCCCCUCGAUGGUCACCCAAAGACUGCACUCGAAAGUCUAGAGUUAAAUCUGCCUCUCCGGAAAAACGUGGCAAUUCCCCCCUGAAGAAAAAUCUCACCGAUGAGAAGAAGACAUCCGAACUUGAUAAACCGAAACCCAAAAAAGAAACUCUUCCCCAAAAAUCUCAACCCGAGGUAAAAGAAGAGCAAAUCCUAGAUCCUAUUCUAGAAGCUCGGAAACGGAAAUUCGAGUCCAUUACUCCAAUUGAUCCGAUUAAUGCCAAUAAAACAAUUAAAUUAAGCAACAAGAAGGAAGAAAGUAAAAAAUUAACUCUCAAACAGCCGGAAGUAAAGGAAGUAGAUGUUAAGAAAAUUAUUGUUAAGCGAACGGAACCCACCGAACCUAUGGAGGAGUCUGUUGAGAAAAGAAGGAGAAAAGUAAUAACUUUAGAACCUAAGGAUGAAGAGGAAGAUUUAUUACCUGAGGAAAUAUAUGAUAGUGAAAGUAUAGAGGAAGAAACUAAUGAAGAGGUGGAGGAGAAAAUUCAAAAUGUAGAGGAAGUUUGUUUGGAAGUGCAUCCGAUAAAUCAGGAGAAGAAGAAGAAGAAGGAUAAAGAAAUCUAUCAGGUUGGAAAAUUGAAAGAUCUAUCGAUUGCAGAACGCAUUUCAAAGGAGAAGAAAUUGAAGAAGCGAAAAGUUGAGACUGUUAUAAGUGGGACAAGUGAAAUUGAAACGGAUUUAGAAGAUGUUACUAUUGAUGAAGAGGGUGAUUUACGUACGGAACUUAGUAGGAGGCGAGCAGAACGGUUAAAUAGAGCUGUUCCUAUUCAGUCGGCAAGACUCUUGCAAUCAGCCUUUAAAGGAGUUGUUAACGAGGUUGCUAAAAAUAAUGCAAAAGUGAAUCAGAGGUUCGCUUUGAAAGGAACUGAGAAACCAACUCAAAAAGAAGUGAGGCGAGUAACUGUGUUGCAUCGAACGCUCAGUGAUCUCCAUGACUCUGAAGAAGAAGUCCCCCUCGAGGCUAAAGUUCCUGUACGUCUGAGACUAGGCGUUAACAAAGUUUUACAAGAAACUAGAGAGACGAAGAUCUCUAGAAAGGCAUCUAAGAAGCAAGGUCGCAAGCCAAAACUUUUUUAUCAAUGAGGGCAACGCGGUCAGUUCUGAGAACUGAAUUUGGAUAUUCGUGGUUUGAAACUUAAAUUAUACUCAAAAGUACAGUUUCAUCUGUAACAAAAAAUAUUUACUCUCAUUGAAGAAUUAUUAUCAUUGUAUAUAUUUAAAAAUAAUUCCUCCAUAAUUAUUUACUUUUGAUUAAAAAAAAAAUUGUUUCUUUUGUGUUGAAUAUUUACUAUUAUUAAUUAUUAAUUAUUAAUUCAUUAUUGUAUAAAUGAAAAAAUGGUCUUUUUGUAAGAAAAAACAUAUUAGAAAUACUUGAAAUUUGAGAGUCUUUGAAAUAUUAUUUUCAUUUAAAUUACCCAGUGUAUGAUAAGACUUAUAAAACUUUUCAUUUUUGAAAAAGAAAACAUUUUUCACCACA